AUGCCAUCUACCCCCACAUCCUCUCCUCGCCGCGUCUUCUACGGCACUCUAGUGCACGCGGUCUCGCUCACAGAGACCGAGUACCUCGAGCAUGCCUUGCUGGGAGUCGACGAAGCGGGCGUGAUCGCGUUUGUCGAGAAGGAGGUGCCGUCGGGCCAGGUCGAGGACCUGUUACAGGCGCUCGGAUGGACGGGAGCGGAUGUGCAGGUUGUGCGGAUGCGAAAGGGCGAGUUUCUGAUGCCGGGCCUGAUCGACACACACACGCACGCUCCGCAAUUCCGGAAUCUCGGCUACGGUCAACAAUACGAGUUGUUGGACUGGCUGGACAACUUGACCUUCCCGGCGGAGAGCAAGUUCGCCGACCCGCAGUACGCACGGAGAACAUACGAAGGCGUUGUCGAGCGCGUCAUCAGCGCCGGCACUACGACCUGCUGCUGGUACGGCACGAUCCAUCAAACGACUAAGCUCCUCGCCGCAAUUUGCCACCGGAAAGGCCAGCGAGCAUUCGUCGGCAAGUGCAACAUGGACCGCAACAGCGCGCCGUAUUACCAGGAAGAGUCGGCGCAGAAGAGCCUGGUCGACACGGAGGACUACGUCAACUUUGUCCGGCAGCAGUGCGACUCGCCUUCCCUCCCUUCAUCGGCUGUCUCGCGGACUGGCCCGACUUCGCUCGUUCAGCCCAUUCUCACGCCUCGCUUCGCCAUCUCCUGCUCCGACGAGCUGAUGCAAGGACUAGGCGAGAUGCUCGACAAGGACGAGCACUUGCGAUUGCAGACGCAUCUUGCGGAGAACCCCGCAGAAGUCGAGUUCGCCCGAUCCCUCUAUCCCUCUCUCCCUUCUUACGCCGCCGCCUACGAUCACUUCCGCCUCCUCCGCCACAACACUAUCCUCGCCCACUGCGUCCUCCUUUCACACGACGAGAUGGUCCUCAUCAAGCAGCGCGACUCGGGCAUCUCGCACUGCCCCAACUCGAACUUCAACUUGCGAUCGGGUGUUGCGAGGGUUGCGGAUAUGCUAGAUAUGGGCAUCAAGGUGGGCCUGGGAACGGACAACAGCGGCGGUCUCGCGUUGGGUAUCCUCUCAGCCAUCCGAUCCGCCUCGACCGCCUCGAAGACCAUCGUCUUCUCCGAACGCGACGCGCCGCGCAAGCCCACCUCGAACGGCGCCGCCACCGAGAUCCGCUCAGCAGACGGCAUCACCCGCCCCUCGGGCUUCUUCGCUUCCUCCCACCUCCCCGUCGAGACGCUCUUCUACCUCGCCACGCUCGGCGGAGCGCAGCUGUGCGACCUGGAGGAUCGCAUCGGCAACUUUGUGGUCGGAAAGGAGUUCGACGCGUUGCUUGUGCAGACUGGGCAGGCGAGCGAGGAGGACGCGAUGGGCUGGGCGGGCGUGUCGAAAGACCGGCUGGGCGAGAACGUCAGCGGGAAGAGCGUCGAGGACGAGCUCGAGAAGGCGCUGAGUGGUGCGCAGGACGAGGGCGUCGUGCCUGUGGGCCCCAACCCGGCGUUGCUGGUCGAGCCGGACGAGUCGAUCGAGCGGGUGUUCGAGAAGUUCCUCUUCACGGGCGACGACCGCAACUUGCGAGCGGUUUUCGUGCGCGGCAGGCAGAUCGGCGGCGUCGGAUCCGUCUAG
This is a messenger RNA of Rhodotorula toruloides NP11, 1632 nucleotides long. RefSeq names its product guanine deaminase. Gene Ontology annotation, biological process: guanine metabolic process. Bases 1 to 1632 code for a protein of 543 amino acids. Gene Ontology annotation, cellular component: cytosol. The record is from RefSeq and is a predicted model, not a curated record. Gene Ontology annotation, molecular function: zinc ion binding; guanine deaminase activity. Lineage: Eukaryota; Fungi; Basidiomycota; Microbotryomycetes; Sporidiobolales; Sporidiobolaceae. The transcript has 7 exons.